Ascochyta rabiei is the source of this 2148-nucleotide messenger RNA. RefSeq lists its product as uncharacterized. Bases 1 to 2148 code for a protein of 715 amino acids. The transcript has a single exon. The record is from RefSeq and is a predicted model, not a curated record. NCBI's taxonomy places the organism in Eukaryota, Fungi, Ascomycota, Dothideomycetes, Pleosporales, Didymellaceae. Gene Ontology annotation, molecular function: protein binding.
AUGUUGGUACAUGGUGCAGGCUCCCAACGUCAUUGGCGAUACAUGAAAGUGCCCCGCAGCUACUGUGCGACCAUCAACGCGACCUUGAACGCGUCAUUUGUCAAUUGUCCACGGAAUCUCUACAGCGCCACUCUCACAACACAACAUCACACAAUGGCCUGCACCUUGCUGGGCAGCAUCGACCACCGUCUGCCCAACGAGCUCACCCUCGCCGUCGUCCAGCAGCUCGACGACGACAACCGCACACUUUGCACGCUUGCGCAGACUUGUCGCGGCUUCCAGCAGCUCGCCGAAGAGCACAUCUACAAGACAAUCAAGCUGCGAUCGGUGAGAGACCUCCGGCGCAUCACCUCCGCCUUUGCCAGUCGCCACGAUCGCGUCCGCGCCGUACACACGCUCAAGAUCCUGUACCGAUGGAACGAGCACCUCCAGGUCAGCCUGGAGCGGCGGAAGGCCUUCAACGAGUGCGUCGCCCAGAUGGUCAAUCUGCGCGAGUGGCAUGUGGAGAGUCCGUACGACAACUUCAAGUGGGAAAAGGGCGGCCACGAGUGGGUCGAGGGCGACAUGGAGCGCUUCAGGCUGGCGUUGGAGAAGGCUUGCGUGGAUGGUGCAAGAGAGAAGGAGCGUUUCGCCCAAGACCGAUACUUGAGUCGCAGCCUGCAGCGGACCGUGGGGCUGGCUCAGCUCGAGUCGCUGACGAUACACUCGCACGGCGCGCACGCGGAUUUCUGGCCCCUGGACGGCUUCCACUGCCUGUUCCGCCACCCAAGCCUUCGUUACCUGCACGUGUCCUGCGUCACGUUCCCCGAGACCCUGGAGGUGCUCGAGUCGCACAAGAGGACGACACCGCUGACGACGCUCAUAUUCGACGAGUGCAAUCUGGAGCCCAAGAGCCUGCUCCAUAUCCUAGGCACGCCUGAGAAGCUGAAGCACCUCACGCUCGGCGAGAAUGUGUUCAACAUCAACAGGAGCGUCGAGUGCUCACCAAAGCUGUCUCCAGACCCUCUCGCAGCAUUGGAGGCCAUUGCAGCUGUCGCACAUUCACUGGAGAGCCUGACCCACCUGGAUUCGAAAUGGCGACUAGCCUCAGAAAACCACAUGAUUGCCCGUAGACGUCUUCCCGGGGACGGCAUGCGGCAGUUUCACUCUCUCAAGACCAUGGAAUGCGACACAGGCUCGUUCCUGCACGAGGCUGUAGUAAUGAAUCACGACCUAGCUCCACCCAACCUCGACACCCUCAUCGUGCGCCGCCAUUUUUGGGUCGUCGAAAACUUCUUCGACUACCUUCCUGAGGUGGGCUGCUACACUGCACUGCCCUCCCUCAACACCCUCGAGCUCAGGCAGUCCGCGGCCGCCCUCAACUUUCUUGCCACAUCCGAGUACAUCUGUGAACCGGACCGUCUCCGCAAUCGCCACGCAUUUGCCUACAAGCUGUUCAAGAGCGAUAUCAACUUUAGACUCGGCAUCGAGCUUGGGAGAGGCUCAUCGCUGAUCCCGCCAUACCUCCACGGCGAGCCGGUGCCGCAAGUCCGGUGUCUGUACGACGCAUCCAGAAUCGGCUUCCGGCGACACAUCAACAAGGAGGCUGUUUUAAAUCUUGACGUCCAAGUGGGCAACCUGCGAGGGAGGAACGUGCUUGCCCCUCCUCGCAGUCUUAGUCUGGAGGAGCAGCUUCUCAGAUCAGCCCCAUCGCCGGCAGCACCCCCCACAACGCUCACCGCAAGCACAUCCGCCGCCCUUCCCGAGACUGAUCAGCUCGGCGAUGACGACGUCCAGCGGAUCACAGGCGAGACGCGCCGUGCUCUCGACCAGAUGAAGGAGCGCUUCGCGCGCGGUUGGCAUCUACAGAGGGACUCGGAUCCAGGCGAUUUGAGCGACAACUGGGACGACGAGAUCGAUGACUUCGAGGGCACCGACGAAGAGACGGACUCGGACUUUGAAGCUAUGAUACAAGAUCUCCAAAACGACGGCGACGAGGAGGCGUUUCUGCAGUUUAUCGAGCACAUGCAGGAGCAGGGGGUUGAGAUUGAGAUGCAGAGUGACGAGGAGGGGAAUGACGAUGAGUGGCAUGAGGCCGAGGAGGGUGUUCCUGAGGACUGGGAAGAUGCCGAGGAUGACCUGGAAGAACACGAAGCUGAGCUACACUGA